AUGUCAGUUGCCGCUUAUUUCUAUCAGAAUAAGCUAGACAGCAAGAUUGUGAAACAUCACUGGAAAAUGGAUAGCGUCGUUCUUCUCAUGGCCGUUCACGUGGUGAAACCAGUACACAAUGGACAACUGCUCCAUCACCGCAACGGCAUUUGGCUUCUUUUGAAGAGAGCAGUCCUUGCCUUACUAUCAGAGGCUGCUCUAAAAUUUCACAUUUUCCUCUAUUGGCUUAUUUGUUUGUUUUCCAUGAUGGAAGAACAUCAAGGAUUACAUACAUUAAGAGUAAUGCUUGUGGCCAUGUCAAUAGUAUUUGCUCUCCUCGCUAUGAUAACUGGGACUGCUUGCUUUUUUUAUCCAUUCCUUUUUGUCGUUAUAUUUGAAUUCGUGAAGUCACUUGCAGUCUUUAUUCUUCUUACCUUGAAAUUGGGUUGGCCCGAACGGUAUGCGACCUUAGUCAGCGAUAAAGGACUUGACAUGCUGCGAGAGUUCACAAAAAUAACGCUCGAAGAGGAUGAAAUGCUCUACUUGUGGAACGGUUUUUCAUGCUUCUACUUUGCCAUCCUUGCCAUUACUCUUAUAAGAAAUAUUGCGGAGUAUCAAGUUAAUGAGAAUCGUCGUCAGCAGAAUCCGUAUGCGUUCCCUGCUAUGGCUCAAUAUCCCCACGUUGUCAUCUUUCCAGCAGAGGCUGAACUUGGAAACACUAAUCCAGAUGAUCCGCCACCAUAUUCGGCAAUUGCUCGUAAUGGGGUUCACACAGAGGAAACUGCAAAAGAAGAAACGCAACCUCCGCGCUACUCCGAUAUAGAACUGAGCUCUACUAGCUCACAGCGUAUGGGUGGAGAAAACGACCAAGAAGUUCUCAAUAGAACAAUAGUAAUAGGAAGGAAAUGA
Messenger RNA from Necator americanus (New World hookworm), 888 nucleotides. RefSeq lists its product as uncharacterized. The transcript is spliced from 9 exons. The record is from RefSeq and is a predicted model, not a curated record. Bases 1 to 888 code for a protein of 295 amino acids. Lineage: Eukaryota; Metazoa; Nematoda; Chromadorea; Rhabditida; Ancylostomatidae.